AUGGCUCUCGAGAAUGCGAAAUCCUCUAGACCAGUUCGCAUCGCCAACUGCUCUGGUGCCCUCACCGAUCCGGGCAUUUUGAUGUAUAAUCAAGCCAAAUAUGGUCCUGUUGAUGUCAUCACAGGUGAUUACCUCGCAGAAGCGACAAUGGCAAGCAGUGCGAUAGAGCGUGCGCAGUCAAUCGGACCUGGCUGGAUAAAUCCCGCCUUUGAUGGAAUCCAGAUGUCUUUGGAUCUGAUAAACGAAAAGCGCAUCAAGAUAGUUGUCAAUGGCGGGGCAAUGAACCCAAAAGGUCUUGCUGAAAAAGUUCAAGAAGCGAUCAAACUCAAAGGCCUGAAGCUUCGCGUGGGCUACGUCGAGGGAGACAAUUUGAUACACAAAGUCCAUCACCUGAUUUCCAAAUCUCUCGCACAUCUCGAUGGAACGAAUCCGGAUGUCCAAUACACCAAAGACACGGCGUCUUUCUUAGAGUCACCAAGGGAGAUGCCGAUUGUUGCUGCAAAUGCGUACCUCGGCUACCGCGCGAUCAAGAAAGGUCUGGAUGAAGGUGCCGAUAUUCUCAUUUGCGGCCGAGUUUCCGAUGCUUCGCCAGUUAUUGGAGCAGCGGCCUGGUGGUAUAACUGGUCUGAAUCAGAUUUUGAUCAACUUGCCGGAUCACUAAUCGCUGGCCAUCUGAUUGAAUGCUCAACAUAUGUAACAGGCGGCAACUUUGCUGGUGCUUAUAAAUACCCACCGAGCGAUUUCCUGCGACUGGGCUCUGGCAUCGCGGAAGUUCUUCCCAAUGGAGAUUGUGUGGUUACUAAACACGACUCUCUUAACGGAUUUGUUACGCCCGCUACAGUAAAGUGCCAAUUCUUAUAUGAGUUGCAAGGGAACGCCUAUCUCAACAGUGACGUAAAAGCGGACAUUUCCAAAAUAACCGUCACCGAAGAGUCGAAGAAUCGUGUUCUUGUAUCUGGCGUCAAAGGCUACCCGCCUCCACCUACUACAAAGCUCGCCGUCUUUUACCAGGGAGGCUAUCAGUGUGAGCACCUGAUCAAUGCCAGCGGAUAUGCCACGGAUCAUAAAUGGGAUGUCCAAGAGCUACAGAUAAAGGAUACGCUCAAAGAAUGGGGAAUACUGGACAAGUUUGACGUGCUGGAGUUCCAGCGGAUUGGAACUCCGAUGAAGGAUCCAGAUUCACAGUUUGCUUCCACCACGUAUAUGCGCGUGUUUGCGCAGUCGAAAGAUGUACACGUGUUGAGUAGAUUGCACUUGGCUUGGUUUCACCAAUUCAUGUCUCAUUUUCCAGGCAUGCAUUUCUCCAUGGACUUUCGCCCACUGGCACCGAAACCGUUCUUUGCUUACUACCCGGCCGUUGUCUCUCAAGAUGAGAUUAAAGAAACUGUUACGAUACUGGGUGACGCCUCAACCGAAGAGGCGCUUUGCUUUCCUAUCCUCCCACCGAAUAAGACAGAGCCGCUGGCACCCCGAGAAAAUUACGAAACGGUAGAUCCUGUAGCCCUAGAGAGCUUUGGCGCGACCGUCAAUCGCCCUUUAGGCGAUCUCGUUCUUGCUCGUUCAGGCGAUAAAGGUGGCAACGUAAACAUCGGCCUAUUCGUGGACUCGCCCGAGCAAUGGGAAUGGUUUCGCUCCUUCAUGACCAAAGACAGGCUUCGUUCAUUGAUGAGGAAGGAUUGGAAAGACUGGUACUUUCUCGAGAGAGUCGAGUUUCCAAACAUCUAUGCCGUCCAUUUUGUGAUUUACGGGUCUUUGGGCAGAGGGGUUACCAGCACCAGCUUGUUGGACAACUUGGGCAAGGGAUUUGCAGAAUUUAUCAGGGCAGUUCAUGCUGAUAUUCCGCAGAGAUUUUUUGGUGAGAGUAUUUGA
Trichoderma atroviride IMI 206040 is the source of this 1869-nucleotide messenger RNA. The record is from RefSeq and is a predicted model, not a curated record. Lineage: Eukaryota; Fungi; Ascomycota; Sordariomycetes; Hypocreales; Hypocreaceae.